Molecule: messenger RNA, 1400 nt
Organism: Geodia barretti
Lineage: Eukaryota; Metazoa; Porifera; Demospongiae; Tetractinellida; Geodiidae
Source: the annotation of a GenBank genome assembly
GAACCAGCUCUGAGUGUGACUCAGUUCACUUCACAGCCUGGCCUGACAUGGAGUGCCUGACUAUGCCACUUCACUUCUGGCCUUCCACAAGAAAGUGAAGAAACAUCACAACAGAGGAAUUGGACCAAUGAUUGUUCACUGCAGUGCUGGUGUGGGUAGGACAGGGACUCUGAUAACUAUUGACUGUGUUCUUGAGCAGUUGCAAGAGGAGGAGAAGGUGGUGGUAUAGCUGGUGUCAUCAUCCACCUCCGCACACAGAGAAUGAAAAUGGUCCAGAGCUUGGAACAGUACAUGUUUAUCCACGAUGCUAUACUUGAGGCUGUAACAUGUGGUGACACUCAAAUUGAUGCCAGUCUAUUCAGCAGAAGAAUUACAGAAAUGAGUCAUCGUUACCCACAGACUCAACUUACUGAAUAUGAAAACCAGUUUCGGUGUCUCCUAAGCCUUGUGAGAUACCUAGGAACAAGGCUCUACAACAUCCAUUCAAGAAUCGCAAUGACUACUACCUCCCCCAGUGACGACUGGGGAGUUGUUUUAAGAGGUGAUAAGCAAGACUACAUCCAUGCAACGUUUGUUAAUGGUUACAAGCAAAAGAGAGCAUUCAUCAUAGCUCAGAGUCCCAUGGAGCCCACAGCCAGAGAUUUCUGGAAGAUGGUCCAUGACAGGAAGUGUGGAGUCAUUGUUAUGCUCUGUGACUUGUUGGAAGAUGGACAGUUCCGAGAAUAUACUGUUAACCUCAUGGAAGAAAAGCCUGUUAAAGGUUUCGUAAUGCGCACACUUGUUGUCGUCAAUGAGAAGGUAACUACCCAACAUCGCUAUUCUCUAAUUACCUUUCCUUGUGUGCAACAGGCUGGCAGUGCCCACCAGGUGGUUCAGUUGCACAUGACUAACUGGAGUCCUGAUGGCAGCUGCUCUCACCUGGCCACUAUCACCAGUGUGAUAAAUGAGAUGUCUGCCAUUCAGAGGAGAACUGGGAACAAUCCUAUCAUAGUCCAUUGCAGUGACACAGUGGGUAGGUCAGGGAUGUUCUGUGCCAUAGUCACCACCAUUGAGAGGUGUAAGACAGAGGGAGUGGUGGAUGUGUUCCAGGUGGUCAAGGCUCUCAGGGUACACAAACCUGGAGCUGUCCUCACUGUGGCUCAAUAUGAAUUGGUGUUUCAAGCUGUGCUGGUGUAUCUAAGGUCAUUUGAGACAUACAGCAACUUCAGGAAUCUCUCUCUAUGACUGUUCCAACCUGAGUAUUUGGAACGAUCAACGCAUUUUGUAUACCCUGUUGCUAUCAAGCUUAUAGUGCAACUACGCGCAAAGGAACCCACAUGUCCUGGAUGCAUUAAACCGCACAAUACGGAUGCGCAGAAAGCGUACGCGCGUGUAACGGUGCGCGCGUACGCACGAUUGCA